UAUGGCCCCUACUCAGCCGCGCGCUUGGUGGGGCUUAGGUAUGGCCUAUCUUAUGGCUCGACGAUUCCGCCGUCGACUAAGUCAAUCUCAAUACCCACACGACGCAGGAGCCUCGUCGUACUUUGGUGCUUUUCGCAGUUAAUUAUUUGUAUAUCUGUUCGCUGUCUCUUUUUGCGCUUGAUUCAGCCCCUAGCAAUGUUUAUCCCUCCAGCCAGUGCAGACCAUAAUACUAGCUCAUGAUCGGUCGGCAUCUGUUUGGUGGGAUAGCUCAGGACUAAAGUAAUGCCUUACUAGUCUGAUGCUGAAGCUAGUAUUGCGUAGGGUCUAAAUCUGUUUGGUGUUUUAUUUUCAACGAGGUCUAUCUCUAGUAAGAACGUAGCGGUGUUUUAUUUUCAACGAAGUCUAUCCCCAGUAAGGUGGCUCCGCCAAUAUUAUAAGUCAUUGAGAUAAAAUGCUGGUGAGCCCGUCCGGCUUGAAGAAGCGUCGCGCGAACAACGACGCGCCGGAGCAGAUUGCUGCGCAGCAGCCUGCAAACCCGCUCCUCGCGGCGUUCGCACCUUUGAAGCCACGCCCGCAGCAACUGGAUGCUGCCACGAAGAUGGCGCGCGCAAUCGACGAAGGGUUCCACGUCGUGGCGCAGUUGCCAACGGGCAUGGGAAAGACCGCGAUCGGCCUCGCACUAAGCCGCAGCGUGCGCUGUGAUGUGUCUGGUCGCGCUGCGAUUGUGACGCGGACGCAUGAGCAGGGGCGCAAUAUUUUAGCUGAGGCCAAGAAGAUGGGCGUCCGCGCGAUGGUCCGCACAGGUCGGCGCGAACUGUGCCUCGUUCCGGAGGUUGCGGCAAACGAGGACCCCAACCUAGCGUGCAGCAACAAGACCGCCGGGUUUGGCGGGUGCAGCUUCCACAAGAACCUUGACUGGGC
Amoebophrya sp. A25 is the source of this 921-nucleotide messenger RNA. NCBI's taxonomy places the organism in Eukaryota, Dinophyceae, Syndiniales, Amoebophryaceae. The record is from the annotation of a GenBank genome assembly.